AUGGGGCUCGUCUGUUACAUUUGCACUGGUGAGAGCUUCUUGCGUGGAUCGUGUUUCACUCUGCUGCAUCGGACAUUUUGUCGCCAGGUGCGCUGCAUUGAGGCACCGGUGAAGUCUGCGCAGCCUUUGUCGGUAGCUUCGAGUCAUGAAGCGCUUGACGCGGCGAGCCUCGAUUAG
Messenger RNA from Peronospora matthiolae, 177 nucleotides. Lineage: Eukaryota; Oomycota; Peronosporomycetes; Peronosporales; Peronosporaceae. The record is from the annotation of a GenBank genome assembly.